Oryzias latipes (Japanese medaka) is the source of this 1136-nucleotide messenger RNA. RefSeq names its product heat shock protein 30-like. Lineage: Eukaryota; Metazoa; Chordata; Actinopteri; Beloniformes; Adrianichthyidae. Gene Ontology annotation, cellular component: cytoplasm; nucleus. Gene Ontology annotation, biological process: protein refolding; response to heat. The record is from RefSeq and is a predicted model, not a curated record.
CAUAGCUUUGUUUAUGCUAUGAUGUGUUCAUUAUUGGUAAAGAUUUACAUACAGUCUUUUUUUAGCAGGAAGAUAGGAAGGGAUGCUAAGGAACCUGGUCAAGUACCACCAUCUAGUGGACAAAUGUGAUAACAGACCAGAAACUUCCUGAAUUCUCCGCCUCUCCUCCUGUCAGAGUAUAAAGCUGGGACAGAGUCACUGCUGAGACAGAAAGAUACACAGAAGAGAAAAGACAAUUCAACCAGCUUUCAUCUGCCAACAAAAAGACUCAAGACUUGAAACUCUGAAAAUGCUGUGCUCUCGAGGUCUUCACUCUGAUCUCAGUCCAUCCAUGUUCUUCUUCUCACCUGUACGCAGUCUGUGGCCAGAGGUCAGACCUCUGUUCUACCAGCGGGAUCUGUUGCAGAGGAACCUGCAGGAGCUGCGCAGCAGUCUGGAGCUGAUGGACAAAUUUCAAGACAAGAUCCUGGAGGAGACGGAGCCUUUCCAGAGCAGUGUGACCCUGCAACCAGUGAGCUUCCAGCUGGACAAAGAUGGACAGAACUUUGGCCUGACCCUGGACACUCGAGGCUUUUCUCCAGAGGAGCUGUCUGUCAGGCAGGUGGGCAGAAAGCUGAGAGUCAGCGGGAAGACAGAGAAGAAACAGGAGGACGGGAAAGGCUCCUACUCUUACAGACUCCAGGAGUUCAGACAAGAGUUGGAUCUGCCUGAAGGCCUGAACCCUGAAGCCGUCACCUGCUGCCUGUCUCCAGACGGAAAGCUCCACAUCCAGGCCGCCAAAGAGGAGGCUGACAGAGAACUGACCAUCAAGAGGAGCUCGGAGGAGGAACCACAGCAGAGAGAGAGUUCACAGAAACAAGAUAGCAAAGUGCAGACUCCCAAUACAUCAUAGAACAAACAGGAGAACCUGGAUUUAAACUCUACAUGUGCAUAUCUGAUCAUUUCUUAUUAAUGGUAUUUAAGCUAAUUUAGCUCAUUUUGAUUUUAAACACGUCUUCAUUUUUAAACGUAUUAGCUAGUUCUGACUGUGAAUAAACGAUUAAAUGCAACAAGAUGACAUGAAUGUAGUAAAGGGACUUUUUUAUUUUGUUAUAUCUUUGUUUGAUGAAAGAGGAAUAAAUAAAUGUUUCAUGUUG